AUGUCACCUUAUCGCUUAGUCUUCGGGAAGGCGUGUCAUCUUCCUAUGGAGUUAGAACAUAAGGCAUUUUGGGCACUGAAGAAGUUGAAUAUGGAUCUUGUAGUUGCUGGAGAAGCAAGAAAAUUGCAGCUAAAUGAACUGGCCGAGAUGCGGCUAUUUGCCUAUGAAAAUGCCAAGCUGUAUAAGGAAAAGACUAAGCGGUGGCAUGAUCAGAAAAUUCAAGAGCGGGUGUUUGAGAAAGGCCAGAAAGUACUGCUGUUUAACUCAAGGUUGAAGUUGUUCCCUGGGAAGCUCAAGUCCCGCUGGUCUGGUCCCUUUACAGUGGCUGAAGUCUACCCUUUCGGAGCUGUUUUAGUUCGAGAAGAUCAAUCCGGGAGGGAGUUCAAAAUUAAUGGGCAGAGGCUGAAGCACUACUGGAGUGGGGAGGUCGACAGAGACAAGACCUCCGUCAGUCUGAAGGAUGAUUGA
This is a messenger RNA of Humulus lupulus (European hop), 468 nucleotides long. RefSeq lists its product as uncharacterized. NCBI's taxonomy places the organism in Eukaryota, Viridiplantae, Streptophyta, Magnoliopsida, Rosales, Cannabaceae. Bases 1 to 468 code for a protein of 155 amino acids. The transcript has a single exon. The record is from RefSeq and is a predicted model, not a curated record.